This is a messenger RNA of Frankliniella occidentalis (western flower thrips), 1186 nucleotides long. Its product is annotated as acetylcholine receptor subunit beta. The record is from RefSeq and is a predicted model, not a curated record. Gene Ontology annotation, molecular function: neurotransmitter receptor activity; transmembrane signaling receptor activity; extracellular ligand-gated monoatomic ion channel activity. Lineage: Eukaryota; Metazoa; Arthropoda; Insecta; Thysanoptera; Thripidae. Gene Ontology annotation, biological process: regulation of membrane potential; signal transduction; chemical synaptic transmission. Gene Ontology annotation, cellular component: neuron projection; membrane; synapse.
GACGUGCACCGUGGCAUCUUGCAGAUGUUAGUCGACCUGGGCUGGUCGUGGAACGACCCUCGCCUUCGUUGGGAACCCACCGGGUACUCCGACGUGAGUGAGGUCGUCUUCAGCGACCGAGAGAUUUGGGUCCCGGACUUGGAAGCGCUCAACUCCCUUCAGCGAGAGUUCGAAGAGCUGCGGUGCCGGGUGACGUCGAUGGGCAACGUGAGCUGCAACCCGGUGUUCAACCUGCAGACCACGUGCGGGAACUCGGCGCGCCGCUGGCCCCUGGACGAGCACGAGUGCGUGUUUGAGCUGUCGAGCAGGAACCACGACAGCCGCGAGUACCGGAUUUCCGUGGAACUCAACAGUACGGAGCUGUACGUUGCCGACGACGCGAGCCACGAGUGGGUGGUGGUGGAGGCGAAGCAGAUCCCGCGCGAGACCUCCCAGCCCGGCUUCCAGUUCUCCCGCCUCGAGAUGCACCUGAAGCUGCGGCGGAACAAGCAGGUCCACGUGCUCACCGUGGGCGUGCCCACCCUGGUGCUGCCGUGCCUGGUGCUGGCGCAGCUGUGGGUGGACCCGCGCUGGCCCGGGCGGCUGCUGCUGGGACUCACGUCCGUGGCCUGCCUGUGCAUGUACCUGCAGUGCCUGAGCGAGACCGUCCCGGACGACACCGACGGCAGCGCGCCGCUCGUCAUCCUGUUUUACCGGAACAGCCUGGUGAUCGCGACCCUGGUGGUGUUGCUCACCAUCGCGCUGCGCAACCUCUCGGAGCGGCGCGACACGCCGCCGCCCUGGCUGUCGGGCGGCUCGUCCUGGCUGCUGCAGCGCGCGCGCCCCGUCACCGGCAUGCUGCUAGAGGAGGAAGAGGACGACGACGACGACAACAACGAGCAGGCCGACGUCAGUCAGGUGGCCGUAGAAGCGGGGUCCGCGGUGGACCGACAGGAGGCGGGUGUCGUCAAGCCGAUGACCUGGAGGAAAAUAGCGCGGCUCACCGACGGCAUCGCGUUUGUCGCGCUCCUCCUCACGUUCGCCAUCCUCCUGUUCGCCGAGGUCCCGUCGUGAUCGUCGUCGAGCCCGCGCGCACGGCCUCUUGCGGCGCACCAAAACUGCCAUCAAAAGUGUUCGUCUGUUCCGUGUCGUACUGCAGUGGAGCUCGAAUAAAACAAACUGCAUGGGACCAAACCGUUUACUAGCC